CAGUGCCAUUUGUCAGUUACUAGUAGCAGCCAGAGGAGGGGAAAGGCUGACUCUGGGGGGAGUGAGGAGAUGCCAGCAUGGGAACUUAGGAGCAAAUGGGGUGUGGAGGCAGGAAGGGGCACAUGCUAGAAUAUCAGAGCUGAACGGCAGAAGUACAUGGAAAGUCCUAGAAACUGUUCUGCCCCCUCCACCAGCUGUCAAGAAAGGGGAGGAGAAAUCCUCUGGGAUGGGGAGGAGGGUGGGAGCCGUUAGGAAGCUAUUUAAGAGCCAACUUUCUGGUCACUUUGCCUGAGUCCUUUUGAGGAAGUACCCAGAGGCACACAGAGAGACUACCACAGAACACCCUCUCAGAAGCACAAGCAGGAUCCAGUAAAGCUGAGGAUGUCAGAUACUCCAGCAAGCACCUUUGGAGGGAGACGAGCAGUUCCACCAAACAACUCCAAUGCGGCAGAAGUGGACCUCCCGACUGAGGAGCUGCAGGGCCUGGUGCCCAGGGGCUUCAACCUGAAAGAUUACCUGAAUGUCACAGCUGUUCACCUGUUCAAGGAGCGAUGGGACAGCAACAAGAUCGAUCACCACACAGACAAAUAUGACAACAAUAAGUUGAUUGUCCGCAGAGGGCAGACUUUCUACAUCCAGAUUGACUUCAAUCGUCCAUAUGACCCCAGGAGCGAUCUCUUCAGAGUGGAAUAUGUCAUUGGUCGCUACCCUCAGGAGAACAAGGGCACCUACAUCCCAGUGCCUGUAGUGAAGGAGCUGCAAAGUGGAAAGUGGGGAGCCAAGGUUAUCAUGAAUGAUGACAGGUCUGUGCGACUUUCCAUUCAGUCUUCCCACGAAUGCAUCGUAGGGAAAUUCCGCAUGUACGUUGCCGUCUGGACUCCCUAUGGCAUCCUGCGUACUCCAAGAGACCCGGAAACAGACACAUACAUUCUCUUCAAUCCUUGGUGUGAAGAGGAUGCUGUGUAUCUGGAUGAUGAAAAAGAAAGAGAAGAGUACGUCCUGAAUGACAUCGGAGUGAUAUUUCAUGGGGACUUCAAUGACAUCAAGAGUAGAAGCUGGAACUAUGGCCAGUUUGAAGACGGCAUCCUGGAUGCUUGCUUGUACGUGAUGGACAAAGCUGAGAUGGACCUUUCUGGCAGAGGGAACCCCAUCAAAGUCAGCCGAGUUGGAUCAGCAAUGGUGAAUGCCAAGGAUGACGAAGGUGUUCUUGUUGGAUCAUGGGACAAUGUCUAUGCCUACGGCAUCCCUCCAUCAGCCUGGACAGGAAGUGUAGACAUUCUACUAGAAUACAGAAGCUCGGAGACACCAGUCAGAUAUGGCCAGUGCUGGGUUUUUGCUGGUGUCUUUAACACAUUUUUAAGAUGCCUUGGAAUCCCUGCUCGAGUUAUUACCAAUUAUUACUCAGCCCACGACAAUGAUGCCAAUUUGCAAAUGGACAUCUUCCUGGAAGAAGAUGGGAAUGUGAGCUCCAAACUCACCAAGGAUUCAGUAUGGAACUACCACUGCUGGAACGAGGCAUGGAUGACAAGGCCUGAUCUUCCUGUGGGAUUUGGAGGCUGGCAAGCUGUGGACAGCACACCCCAGGAAAACAGUGAUGGCAUGUACCGCUGUGGCCCUGCCUCCGUCCAAGCCGUUAAGCAUGGCCAUGUCUGUUUCCAGUUUGAUGCCCCAUUUGUUUUUGCAGAGGUCAACAGUGAUCUUGUUUACAUCACAGCUAAGAAAGAUGGCUCUCAUGUGGUGGAAGCCGUUGAUGCCACCCAUAUUGGGAAGCUAAUUGUGACCAAACAAAUUGGAGGAGAUGGCAUGCAGGACAUCACGGAUACGUACAAAUUUCAAGAAGGCCAAGAAGAAGAGAGACUAGCCCUUGAAACUGCCCUGAUGUAUGGAGCUAAGAAGACUCUCAACACUGAAGGUGUUGUCAAAUCGAGGUCUGAUGUGGACAUGAACUUUGAUGUGGAAAAUGCUGUGCUGGGAAAGGACUUCAAAGUGACUAUCACCUUCCAGAACAAUAGUUCCAAUCUGUACACCGUCCUGGCCUAUCUUUCUGGCAACAUCACCUUCUACACUGGGGUAUCCAAGAAAGAGUUCAAGAAGGAGUCCUUUGAAGUGACGCUGGAUCCCUUGUCCUUCAAGAAAAAGGAAGUGUUGGUCAGAGCGGGCGAGUACAUGAGCCACCUUCUGGAACAGGGCCUCCUGCACUUCUUUGUCACAGCUCGCAUCAACGAGUCCAGGGAUGUCCUGGCCAAGCAAAAGUCCAUAGUGCUGACUAUCCCCAAGGUCAUCAUCAAGGUCCGAGGCGCUGCCAUGGUUGGCUCUGAUAUGGUUGUGACUGUGGAGUUCACUAAUCCUUUAAAAGAAACGCUACAAAAUGUCUGGAUUCAUUUGGAUGGUCCUGGAGUGAUGAGACCCAAGAGGAAGAUGUUCCGUGAAAUCCGGCCCAACACCACUGUGCAGUGGGAAGAAGUCUGUCGGCCUUGGGUCUCUGGCCCUCGGAAGCUGAUUGCCAGCAUGACCAGUGACUCCCUGAGACAUGUGUAUGGAGAGCUGGAUCUGCAGAUUCAAAGACGACCUAUGUAAAUGUUCCGGAGGCUGAAAUGGGCCGGGUCAUGUGGCCUAUUGCAGUCUUGGCUAUGGAGAUUCUAAUGCAAAACAUAGCUAGCUCUUGCUUUAAUUUGGGUGUGAAGACUGAGACAGAUUCCAACAUAGAGAUGCUAUGUAUUUCACAGACAGCCUUUCCAAAUAGGCUAUUGGACAAGGGAGUUAGCUUUGAAUUGUUGCACCUUCCAAAGGAUCUGAGCAUUAGCUUUAAUUAUGCUAUAAUUAAGCCUUCAUAGCACAUAAGAGUGAAAGUCAUCAUUUAUCAUUGCAAAUGGCUGCAGCUCUGCAGAUCAAAGGGCUUCCCUUGAGCAGGGAGAUGUGCCCAAUACCUGGCCUCAAUUAAGAAUUCUGAUUCCCCACUCAGUCUUUUAGGGGUAACAUACUCCCCAAAGGAAAGGGCAUGCUCAGUUGGAUCCUUACAAUUCUAUUCCCUUUUCUUGGAAUCAGGUUGAACCCUCUGUGUUAAAAUAUUUUUUUUUCAGGAAUUAAGCAGGACAUCAUUUUUCUUCUUGGCAAAGCCAGAAGAAAGGUCUUUCAUCUUGCACCUGCAGCCAAGGAACUGCCUGCCAAAAUUCACAGAUUACCUUGUGAGAAGAUGUGGCCCCACAUUAACAAAUUGCAUUUGUGGGGAACUUAAUCACCUAAGAGGAGAUAAGGAAGCAGGUGUGGUACUCAGAUCUAUUAAAUAAUGCAGUUUACGGUGCAUUUUAUAGGUGUCACACUGUGUCCUGAUCAGCAAAAAUGAAUAACCUCACUUUAACCCUUUCUCUGAUAGAGAACUAGAAAGUAAGGGUGCUGACUUGGGAUUAGAGAAAUGAGGAAUUAGCAUCCUUGCUGGGUGAUUCUACUUCACCUGUUUCUCUGAGAUCAUCACAUUCAUACAAUGACACUGACAAAAAGGAAAACAGCUUGAGAAACUAGCAGAGUUAGUAAACAUCUGGAUGAUCAAACAGAUUGUGAUUCCUCCCUUUUUCUUCAUAUUUCAAGCCCAUAUAUCAAGCCCUUUCCUGGACCCUUGAGUGCUGAGAGCUAAGACAGACUCAGACUUGCAAAAGGCCUGCAUUACUCUUGACGCAAGGAGAGAGGACACCAAAAUCCUUUACCUUAUGUGCCAAGACUCCAUCAGACGAGAUUACUGGCACCUAUUUGUACAACAGAUUUAUAGUUAGAAUUCCCCAUUUAAAUACCUUGGAUGUGAUUUAGGUCAGGUGCCUAUGGAAAAAAAAGAACAAAUAGAAAAGAAAUGACAGGAAGGAAGGAAUGGAGGAAGGGAAGGAGGAAGAAAGGAAGGAAAGAAGGAAUGGAGGGAGGGGGAAGGGAGGAAGGAAGGAAAGAAGGAAGGAAUACUGUGGGAGAGAAGUUAUGGAAGAAAAGAAAACAGAAUGCUCUAGUCUGUACCUAUGCUCUGGUUUAUUUCUAAGCCAUUGGGAGUUUCCUGAGAACUCAGAACUAACCCCCGAGGUUCAGCAGAUACUAUAAGCAAAACUCCACAAAGUCAUCUCCCGACAUUAGCAUCUAAUUCCAAAUGAAAUGCAUUUUGCUAGACUUUAAAACAGCUUAACUUAGUAUGUUGUUAUUAAUGAGAGUGUAAUCGAUGCCUGUAAUAAAGUUAAUCUGAUUACAUGUGCCCAGAA
Molecule: messenger RNA, 4232 nt
Organism: Apodemus sylvaticus (European woodmouse)
Lineage: Eukaryota; Metazoa; Chordata; Mammalia; Rodentia; Muridae
Gene: F13a1
Product: coagulation factor XIII A chain
Exons: 15
Coding region: 382-2577 (731 amino acids)
Biological process (GO): peptide cross-linking; blood coagulation, fibrin clot formation
Molecular function (GO): protein-glutamine gamma-glutamyltransferase activity
Source: RefSeq, a predicted model, not a curated record